Molecule: messenger RNA, 4735 nt
Organism: Dromaius novaehollandiae (emu)
Lineage: Eukaryota; Metazoa; Chordata; Aves; Casuariiformes; Dromaiidae
Gene: MICALL1
Product: MICAL like 1
Exons: 16
Coding region: 94-2886 (930 amino acids)
Biological process (GO): actin filament bundle assembly
Cellular component (GO): actin cytoskeleton; plasma membrane
Molecular function (GO): actin filament binding
Source: RefSeq, a predicted model, not a curated record
CCCGCCGCUGCCGCCGCCGCCGUCCCCGUCCCCGUCCCACCCGUAGGCGCGCAGCGGCGGGCGGCGGCGGCGGCUGGCGGAGCGGCCGCCCCCAUGUCGGGUCCGCGGGGCGCCCUGCAAGCCUGGUGCCGCCAGCAGUGCGAGGGCUACCGCGGCGUGGAGAUCCGCGACCUCAGCGCCUCCUUCCGCGACGGCCUGGCCUUCUGCGCCAUCCUCCACCGGCACCGGCCCGACCUGCUAGACUUUGAUUCUCUCUCCAAGGAUGAUGUCUAUGAGAACAACCGCUUGGCCUUUGAAUUGGCAGAGCGGGAGCUGGGCAUCCCAGCCCUCCUAGAUCCCAGUGACAUGGUCUCCAUGAAAGUCCCCGACUGCCUCAGCAUCAUGACUUACGUUUCUCAGUAUUACAACCAUUUCAACAACCCCAGCCAAGCCAGAGUCCCUCCGCCUAUGAAGUGCCCAGCUGCUGCCGUGUCGCCUCCUCUACUGUCCCACAAGAAGCCUGUGACUGCGGUCGAGAGUCCCCCACCACCACAGGACGAUGCCACCUCGGACCCAGCGGAGCGGUCUCAGCGCACCACACUCAGCAGUACCUGCACAGCCUGCCAGCAGCACGUCCAUCUGGUCCAGCGCUACCUGGCAGAGGGCAAGCUCUACCACCGCCAGUGCUUCAGGUGUAAGGAGUGCUCCAGCACACUGCUCCCAGGGUCAUACAAGCCUGGGCCGGAGGCGGGGACUUUUGUGUGCAUGCAGCAUCGUGGUAAAUUGGCUGUGAGUGGGAAGACAGAUGGAAGGCCCAGUCCAGACCGGCAGUCGCCAGAGCUAAGAACUGAAUUUGGGGCUGGCAGCGUGGGUGAGGACGCAAUCCCCAUAGGAGCGGAGGUGGGGAAGGACAACAGUGACUCCGCAGAAAACACUGCAGAGACCCAGGUGGCUGCAGAGGGGGAGGCAGCAGAAAAAGACAGCGCACCCAGCAAAGCAGAGACACCGAUGCCCCCUGCCCACACAGGAAGCGGAACAUCCAUCUCCCAAAUUCCUCCCAGACCUCCUCUUCCCAGCAAGCCCUCAGUGCCCAGCCAGGACAAAGCCAGCUUGCUGGAUGGACGGCUCAAAGACACUCGGCCAACCCCUGCCCCAAGGAGGGCCACAGAUCCGUCAACCAUCUCCCCUCCAACCUCUCAUCCUGUCCCACGGCCCAGAUCCACCAUCCAGAGCGAGGCCAGCGAGUGUGGGCCUGGCAUGGUGAACGGUAGGGUACCUGAACCCAGCCCCCCCGUCCCAAAACCCCGAGGGAGACCCUGCUCCUCUGAUCGCACUGGAGCUGCUGCAAGAGCCAAGGACCCACCAUGGAUGGCCCUAGUGCAAGCAGAGCCCAAGAAGAAGCCAGCUCCCCCUCCUCCCCCUGGCAGCAGCCACGAGACUCCAAGCAGGACUUCAGAGGAGGAGGACGGGGAAGAGGUGAGGAAAGCCAAGAGCGAGGAAAGCAGGUCUGAUGCUGCAGAGCCCAAACCAUACAAUCCCUUUGAAGAGGAGGAUGACGAGGAAGAGGAGAAUGCUGCCACUGAAAAGAGCGCUCCUGAGCAGGAGCAGAGUGAGACUGCUGCCAGGCCCCUCCACCCCUGGUAUGGCAUCACCCCUACCAGCAGCCCAAAGGUGAAGAAGCGACCAGCUCCACGAGCCCCCAGUGCCUCCCCACUAGCCCACCACCCCGUCUCCAGGCUGUCGCACUCCGAGCCAUCAUCCUCCACCCCAUCUCCAGCCCUCAGCCUCGAGAGCAUCAACUCUGAGAGUUCAGCCAAGGUGCUGGGUGACGCUGAUGAGGCCUCAGUGCCCAAAAGCUCCUCCGAGCCCACUGUCCAUACGCCGACGGCUGCCAAGACCUCUAGCACUGAAACCCCACUGGCCAGUGUCUCCUCCAGUGAAAGCCCUGCUGCCCCAGGCACCCUCUCCACCAACUCCUCCUUCUCCUCCUCCAGCGAGCUGACCAGCCUCAGCGGGGAGGCACAGCCCAGCGCCCCACACGCAAACGAGAGUGUCUCUGCUGGCAAUUUAAAGACCAGCCCCAGCCGGCUGCCUCCCAAGCCUCCUGCUGGGGCUAGCCCUACGCCAAUCCUCAUGGCUUCAGAUGGGGGUGCUGCAAGUCCUCAGGCACCCUCCUCACCCAAGCCACAGCUGAAGUCUUCCUGCAAAGAGAAUCCCUUCAACCGGAAGCCAUCACCUGCCACCUCUCCCUCUGCAAAGAAACCUCCCAAGGGCUCCAAGCCAGUGCGUCCUCCUGCACCAGGUCACGGUUUCCCACUGAUCAAACGCAAGGUGCAAACAGAUCAGUACAUCCCUGAGGAAGACAUCUAUGGGGAGAUGGAUGCCAUCGAACACCAGCUGGACCAGCUGGAGCACCGUGGCGUGGCCUUGGAGGAGAAACUUCGCAGUGCCGAGAAUGACAGUCCUGAGGACAGUCUGCUGGUGGACUGGUUCAAACUCAUCCACAAGAAACACAUGCUGGUGCGCCAUGAAUCGGAGCUCAUCUAUAUCUUCAAGCAGCAGAACCUGGAGCAGCGGCAGUCAGAUGUGGAGUAUGAACUGCGUUGCCUCCUGAACAAACCAGAGAAGGACUGGACCGAUGAGGACCGAGUGAGGGAGAAGGUGCUGAUGCAGGAGCUGGUGACCAUCAUCGAGCAGAGGAAUGCCAUCGUGAACUGCCUGGAUGAGGACCGGCAAAGGGAAGAGGAGGAGGAUAAAAUGCUAGAAGCCAUGAUUAAAAAGAAAGAAUUUCACAAGGAGACUGAGACCGAGAGCAAGAAGAAAGGCAAAUUCAAGCCCAUGAAGGUGCUUAAGUUGCUGGGCAACAAGCAUGACUCCAAAAGCAAGUCGCCCAAGGAGAAAAGCUAGAGCAGGGGAAAGCCAGCAGCGGGAGGGAUGUGCUGUCCGACUGCCCUGCGGUCCCUGCAGCUGGCUGGGAGGCCUGCCAGGAGGGGCUUGUGUCCCUCCACUCCUCACAUCUCUCCAGAAGCUAUGCCUCUCUCCCAUCGCUCCCUCCCCAGGCACUGGAGCUGACAUCUCCCUGGGGAGCCGCCAGCCCUCUGCCCGGAGCAGGGGAGUCUGACCACAGUGCUCCCCUUUCUGAGGCUGCAGAGGGGUCCAGCGGAGGAGAGUGACGGUGCUUCUUCCCCUCUGUGAAGCCUUGUUAACAAGGUGGGGAGAAGAUGGGUUAGCUUUUCAGAAAUGUUACUCUGUUGCGUGUUUCUGUUAUUAAUUGAGAGGUAAGCGGAGGAGUUUGGUGUUUGUGGGAAAACUUGCACUAACUGCCCCCCUCCCUUUCCUCUGCUCUAACUGUGACAGUUCCAUGUGCCUCCAACCCCACUAGGAGGGAACUGGGCUGAACUGUCUUUCCCUGCUCUCCUGCUCUUGCCUCUUUCCUGUCCCAAUUUUAACUUUAAGAGAAAAUUCUGGCCUUAGAAGCAGGAUUCUUUGGGUUUUACUGACCUAAACUAAAAUGUUAAAAAAAACACUCCCGCAUCACAAAGUCCUAGAGACAUAGCCAAAAAAAAAAAGUGCCCUAUUUAUUUUGAGAUUUCCCCUCCCACUGAAGAUUUUUCUCCCUCCAGCACCAGAGCUGGGCAGGCUCCAUUACAAGGCUGAGCAGACCCAAGGGGAUAAUGUAUUUCUGCUAGGAUGUAGCCUAUACACCCUACUCAGGACAUCUUACCCCCCCUGCUGCUGCUAAACAGACUGACUCUGCUGCCUUUACAGGGAGGGAGGAACAUUCCUUUUCCAGACAAGGGCAGAAAAGCGCAAGAUUUACUUAGUGCCAGCAAGGGGCAGCUUGUGCCCCUGCUCACCAGUGCCACCCUUGAGCAGCUGGGGAAAGGGGCAUGGGUCACAACUGACCUUUCCCAGCUUUGUCUGUAUAUACUUUAAAGGUGUGCAAAAAGGGUUUGGCUGGUUAUUUUUUACACCUCCUUUACUAGAUGAAUUCAAACCCACCCAAAACUUUUUAAACCCUUAUUUUAUUUGUCGUGUGUGUGUGUGUGUGUGUGUGUACGUUGGAGGAGGGAAUGGGGGAAUGGUAUUCUUCCAGCCAUCCCUUCUUUCUUCUUUUUUUUUUUUUCUUUUUUUUUUUUUUGUUUCCUGCCUUCUCCUCCAAGGCGAGGAGCUAUUUAUUGAGUUGUUCGAUCAGUCUGAAUUAGACACUGAUUUUUAUGGCUGUUUGGUUGGUCAGCUCUUUGUCAUGCCUUCUCAUUAGCAAAUUAGACAUACCAGCCCUGAGCAAAUUGCUGCAGUCCCUUCUAAAAAUCCAACAGGCGUUAUCCAAAACACUCUCCCUUAGAGCAGUGCCUUGCAGCAUGGCUGGUGUAGCAGUCUAGAAAGGGAUCCCCGUUUCCCAAAACCUGAGGGACCUGAGCCUCACCUCAGUCCCAGCAUGGCCCCUAUGGGUGGGAGCUGGCAAGCUCAGCCCCACGCUGGUGAUGCCAUUUCACUUUUGCCAUAUGCCAGCUGGCUGAUCAGAAGCAGUGGUAGGGAAGGAGAGAUCCCAAAGCACAACUCUUCUCCAAGAAGCAAAUUCGCUUCAGAGCCUGCUGUCAUGUCACUGUUGCCAAAGGCCAUCGGGAUUGCUGCAGCCUGAUCCCUCUUGGCCCCGCUCCUGGUCAGAACUUUGAUUUGUAAAUUACACUGUACUAAUUCUGUGAUUUCCAUUCACCUGAGCAGAAAUAAAAGAAACCUUGGAGUUAAAAACUGA